CUGUUUUGGGGCAGUCUGUGAAAGUACUGUUGUAUGUUAACUGAUUUACUGCAUAACUGAAACGAUGGACGUAGAUGAAAGCGAACUGCCAACAACCAAAACGGUGCAGGCCCGAUUCGUGUCGGAUGUGGGUGAAGAAGCAGGUCCUCCGUUGGCGCUACCGGUCAACGUCACCAAGGAACAGUUGGAACUGAUAUGCAAUGCGCUACUGAAGAAUGAGAAACCAACACCGUAUCUGUUUUUCGUAAACGAUGAAGAGAUCAAGCAAUCGAUCGAUCAAACCGUCGACCAGAAGCGACUGAAUGCGGAAGAUGUGCUGGAUAUCGUUUACCAGCCGCAGGCCGUAUUUCGCGUCCGGGCAGUAUCCCGCUGUACCAGCACCAUGCCCGGUCACGCCGAAGCCGUCGUGUCGCUCGCGUUCAGCCCAAACAGCAUACAUCUAGCGAGCGGAUCGGGUGACAAAACACUAAGAUUAUGGGAUCUGAACACCGAAACGCCGCACCACACCUGUACUGGCCACCGGCAGUGGGUGAUGUGUGUGGCCUGGGCACCGGAUUCUCUCAAGGUAGCGUCAGCGUGUAAGGCAGGCGAAAUCCGUAUCUGGUGUCCGGAUACGGGCAAACAGCUCGGUCGACCGCUUGUCGGUCACAAAAAGUGGAUCAGCUGCCUCUCAUGGGAACCCUACCAUCGGAAUGCCGAAUGUCGCUUUCUGGCGAGCGCCGGAAACGAUAAUGAUGCACGGAUAUGGGAUAUAGUGCUCGGUACGUGUGUGAAGGUGAUCGCCGGUCACACGGCACCGGUUACGGCGGUACGCUGGGGAGGUUCCGGGCUGUUGUACACGUCAUCGCGCGAUCGUACGAUCAAAAUGUGGCGGUCGGAAGAUGGUGCACUGUGCAAAACGUUUACCGGCCAUGCACACUGGGUAAAUAAUUUGGCACUCAACACCGAUUACGUAUUGCGCACGGGACCUUUUCACCCGGUAAUGGACAAAAGUUUGAUGUACGGAGAUGGUAGCAACAAAGAAGCACUGAAGCAGCUGGCUCUGGAGCGAUACGAGAAGGUGUGUCCGGAUGGGGUGGAAUCUUUUGUAUCGUGUUCGGAUGAUUUCACACUGUACCUGUGGCGAGCGAAUCAGAAACAGUUCGUAACACGGAUGACCGGGCAUCAGAACGUAGUAAACGAUGUUAAGUAUUCACCGGAUGUGAAGUUUAUUGCGUCCGCAUCGUUUGACAAAUCGAUUCGCUUGUGGCGUGCUGGUGAUGGUGCAUUUAUUUGUGCACUGCGAGGACACGUCCAGGCCGUUUAUACGGUAGGAUGGUCGGCCGAUUCGCGGUUGGUGCUGAGCGGCAGCAAGGAUUCCACGCUGAAGGUUUGGAGUGUGAAGGAACGCAAGCUGGUACAAGAAUUGCCAGGUCAUGCGGAUGAAGUGUACGGCGUGGAUUGGGCUCCAGAUGGCUCGAGGGUGGCCUCGGGUGGCAAGGAUAAAGUGUUGAAGCUCUGGGCAUAUUAAUGCGAAUCUGCGUUUUCCCACAGUGAAUUCAAAUAAGAUCAAAAUGAAACAUUUUAUUCCCAC
Molecule: messenger RNA, 1573 nt
Organism: Anopheles maculipalpis
Lineage: Eukaryota; Metazoa; Arthropoda; Insecta; Diptera; Culicidae
Gene: Nle
Product: protein Notchless
Exons: 4
Coding region: 65-1510 (481 amino acids)
Biological process (GO): Notch signaling pathway; ribosomal large subunit assembly
Cellular component (GO): nucleolus
Molecular function (GO): protein binding
Source: RefSeq, a predicted model, not a curated record